AUGGCAGCUGUGGCUGAAGGAGCUACUGCUUGGCCCAACCAAAAGGAUGAUUAUGAGCUUUUGGGCGUUAUAGGUGCGGGAGCAACAGCAGCAGUACAAGCUGCUAUAUGCAAGCCACGAAAUGAGAAGUGUGCUAUCAAACGUAUCAACUUAGAGAAAUGCAACACCACAGUGGAAGAACUAUUGAAAGAGAUUCGUGCCAUGAGUCAGUGUAAACAUGAGAAUGUUGUCUGCUACUAUACAUCUUUUGUUGUCAAAGAGGAAUUGUGGGUUGUCAUGAAGCUUUGCGGAGGAGGUUCAAUGCUGGACAUCAUCAAAAUGCGUAUGCGUGCCGGAUAUGGUAAAAACGGAGUGUUAGACGAAGCUUGCAUAGCUACGGUAAUGAAAGAAGUCCUUAAAGGGCUCGAGUACUUUCAUGCAAGUGGGCAGAUACACAGAGACAUUAAGGCUGGCAACAUUCUUAUUGGAGAUGACGGUUCUGUGUUUGUUGCUGAUUUUGGAGUAAGUGCCUGGCUGGCUACAGGGAAAGAUUUGACCAGAGAAUCUGUCAGACAUACCUUUGUGGGAACCCCUUGCUGGAUGGCGCCAGAGGUCAUGGAGCAGGUAACUGGUUAUGACUUCAAGGCUGAUAUUUGGAGCUUUGGAAUUACAGCCAUUGAGUUGGCAACAGGGACAGCACCCUACCACAAGUUUCCACCAAUGAAGGUUUUGAUGUUAACUCUGCAAAAUGACCCCCCAACACUUGAUACAAAUGCUGAGGAGAAAGAUCAGUACAAAGGAUACAGUAAAAUCUUCCGCAAGAUGAUCAACGAUUGUCUUAAAAAGGAGCCAGAAAAAAGGCCAACUGCCAAGCAACUUUUGAAACAUGAAUUUUUUAAGAAAGCAAAAGACAGAGCUUAUCUACAGAAGAAUUUACUCUCAGAAGGAACUGCUGUGAUGGGACAGAAGGUUAAAAGAGCUACAGGGUCUAGUGGGCGCCUGCACAAAUCAGAAGAUGGUGGUUGGGAGUGGUCAGAUGACGAUUUAGAUGCUCCAGACGAAAGUGCAGAGAAAGAGCAAUCAGUUGACCAGCUUGUCUCUCACUCUGCUAAUGAAGAAGAUGGUGAUACUCAUGAUGAUGAGGAGAAAGAAGAAAACAGUGUUGAAGAAGAACCAGCCAUAACUGUGGAGCAUACACGUGUAGCACGUUCAGAAACAGUUGGUGAAUCUUCAGCUGAUGCUAAAGCCGAUGAUGGUAGUGAUAAACCCAGAAACAUGGUGUUGCGUUUGCGGAAUGAAAAGCGUGAGCUAAAUGACAUCCGGUUUGAUUUUAAAGUUGGACAAGACACUUCAGACAGUGUGUCCAGAGAGCUUGUGGAAGCUGGAUUAGUUGACGGCAGAGAUAUGAUUGUUGUUGCUGCCAAUUUGCAGAAGAUGAUUGACAAAGCAGAUAUGACAAAUAUUACAUUUGCUUUGAAUUCAGGUUGUGGCCCCAACGAAGCCCCAGAUGACAAGGCGUUGAUAGGAUUUGCACAGUUGACUAUAACUGAAUUGUUGUAG
Molecule: messenger RNA, 1539 nt
Organism: Candidula unifasciata
Lineage: Eukaryota; Metazoa; Mollusca; Gastropoda; Stylommatophora; Geomitridae
Source: the annotation of a GenBank genome assembly